GCACCGUUCCCUUGUAAAUACGAACAACUCUUUCGAGCUUUCUUCGGAUCUCCAUUUUCUUCUUCUCUGUUCUUUACUGUUUUGGGUUUACUCUCUUCGUAGAUCUCCAUAGACGUUGGCGCGAAUCAAUGGGUUCUUCGUCGGGUGUGCCCGAAUUCGAUUACUUGUUUAAGAUUCUGUUGAUUGGGGACUCCGGUGUUGGGAAGAGCUCUCUGCUAUUGAGUUUCACGUCCAAUACUUUUGAUGACCUUUCUCCCACCAUUGGUGUGGAUUUCAAGGUGAAGUAUCUUACUGUUGAGGGUAAGAAAUUGAAGCUUGCAAUUUGGGACACAGCUGGGCAAGAGAGAUUUAGGACACUAACAAGUUCCUACUACAGAGGAGCUCAGGGUAUAAUCAUGGUGUAUGAUGUUACCAGGCGAGAAACAUUCACGAAUCUGUCGGAUAUAUGGGCUAAGGAAAUCGACCUCUACUCAACCAAUCAGGAUUGCAUCAAGAUGCUUGUUGGGAACAAGGUUGAUAAGGAGAGUGAAAGGGUUGUCUCCAAAAAAGAGGGAAUAGACUUUGCUCGGGAAUAUGGAUGUCUCUUUCUAGAGUGCAGUGCAAAGACAAGGGUCAAUGUGGAGCAAUGCUUCGAGGAGCUUGUUCUUAAGAUACUGGAAACGCCGAGUCUUUUGGCAGAAGGAUCGUCGGGAGUGAAGAAAAACAUUUUCAAACAAAACCCUGCACAGACCAGUGGCUCUUCAAGUGGCUACUGCUGCUCUUCUUAGGCCUCUUCUUUUAUACACAAACACGCUUCUUUCUUCUUCUUGGAUGUAAAUCUCAACACUAACUUGGAAGUGUUAUGGUUAUAACAGGUUCCUGACAGGUUUAUGAUCAUUUUGUGUUGUCCUUUUA
Messenger RNA from Tarenaya hassleriana, 894 nucleotides. Its product is annotated as ras-related protein RABC1. The transcript is spliced from 7 exons. Lineage: Eukaryota; Viridiplantae; Streptophyta; Magnoliopsida; Brassicales; Cleomaceae. The record is from RefSeq and is a predicted model, not a curated record. Gene Ontology annotation, molecular function: GTP binding; GTPase activity. Bases 129 to 767 code for a protein of 212 amino acids.